UUGUUUUCUCUUCUUCUUCUUCUUCUUCUUCUUCUUCUUCUUCUUCUUCUUUGCUUUUCUUCUCCGUCUUCUUUUUUCUUCUUUUUUCUUCUUCUUCUCGCCGUUCCUCUUUUCCUCCUACUUUUUCUCCUUGGUCUUGCUGUUGUUUUCUUCUUCUUCUUCUUCUUCUUCUUCUUCUUCUUCUUCUUUGCUUUUCUUCUCCGUCUUCUUUUUUCUUCUUUUUUCUUCUUCUUCUCGCCGUUUCAUGUAUCAUCUCCUUUAUCUGUUGUUUUGAAAAUAUUCGUUAUCUAUCUAUCUAUCUAUCUAUCUAUCUAUCUAUCUAUCUAUCUAUCUAUCUAUCUGUGUCAUUCUGUGCAUUAUCUAUCUAUCUAUCUAUCUAUCUAUCUAUCUAUCUAUCUAUCUAUCUAUCUAUCUAUCUAUGUCAUUCUGUGCAUUAUCUAUCUAUCUAUCUAUCUAUCUAUCUAUCUAUCUAUCUAUCUAUCUCAUGUCAGUUCAUUUCUAUCUAUCUAUCUAUCUAUCUAUCUAUCUAUCUAUCUAUCUAUCUAUCUAUCUAUGUCAUUCUGUGCAUUAUAUAUCCUAUCCUAUCUAUCUAUCUAUCUAUCUAUCUAUCAUUUCUGUCAUUAUGUGCAUUAUCUAUCUAUCUAUCUAUCUAUCUAUGUCAUUCUGUUGCAUUAUCUAUCUAUCUAUCUAUCUAUCUAUCUAUCUAUCCAUUCAUUCUAUCCAUUAUCUAUCUCAUCUAUCUAUCUAUCUAUCUAUCUAUCUAUCUAUCUAUCUAUCUAUCUAUGUCAGUCAGUUCAUUAUCUAUCAUCUAUCUAUCUAUCUAUCUAUCUAUCUAUCUAUCUAUCUAUCUAUCUAUCACAUAAUCUAUCUAUCUGUCUAUCUGCGUCUGUUCUUAUCUCUCUCUCUCUCUCUCUCUCUCUCUCUCUCUAUCUAUCUAUCUAUCUAUCUAUCUAUCUAUCUAUCUGGUCUGUUCUUAUCUACCUAUCUAUCUAUCUAUUAUCUAAAGCCAAUGAAAUUAACACAUCCUUACUAAGUACGUCCCUGAAGCCAUUUUGUACAACACAAAAAUUAGCUUCUUUCCCAAGAUGGCAAAAAAUAUUAAAUCUUUCUUUCUUUCUCCCGGUUUCUUUUCUUCGGUCUUUCUAUCUUUCUGGCUUGCUUUCUUUUCAGUCUUUCUAUUGGUCUUUUUUUCUUUUGGUCUUUCAUUCUUUGGUCUAUCUUUCUAUUGGUCUUUCUUUCAGUUUUUCUUUAUAUCAUUCUUUCUUUCUUUCGGUCUUUUCUUGCUAUCGGUCUUUCUUUCUUUCUUUCUUUAUUUCUUUCUUGUUUUUUUUUGUUCCAGUCUUUCUUUCUAUCGGUAUUUUUCUUUCUUUCUUUCUUUCUUUCUUUCUUUCUUUCUUUCUUUCUUUCUUUCUAUUGGUCUUUCUUUCUUUCUUUCUUUCUUUCAGUCUUUCUUUCGGUCUUUCUUUCCAUAGGUCUUUCUUUCUUUCGGUCUUUCUUUCUAUCGGUCUUUAUAUCUUUCAGUCUUUCUUUCGGUCUUUCUUUUCAUCGGUUUUUCUUUCUUUCUAUUGCUCUUUCUUUCUUUCUUUCGGUCUUUCUUUCAGUCUUUCUUUCCAUCUGUCUUUCUUUCUUUCAGUCUUUCUUUCCAUCUGUCUUUCUUUCUUUCAGUCUUUCUUUUUAUUGCACUUUCUUUCUUUCGGUCUUUCUUUCUUUCAGUCUUUGUUUUGGUCUUUUUUCCAUCGGUCUUUCUUUCUUUCAGUCUUUCUUUCUAUCGGUCUUUCUUUCUUUCAGUCUUUCUUUCGAUCUUUCUUUCCAUCGGUCAUUCUUUCGGUCUUUCUUUCUAUCGCUUUUUCUUUCUAUCGGGCUUUCUUUCUUGGUUGCUUUCUUUCGGUCUUUCUUUCCAUCAGUCUUUCUUUCUAUCGGUCUUUCUUUCUUGGUUUCUUUCUUUCGGUCUAUCUUUCCAUCAGUCUUUCUUCCUUUGGGUCUUUCUUUCUCUCGCUCUUUCUUUCCAUCGGUCUUUCUUUCUUUCGGUCUUUCUUUCUAUUGGUCUUUCUUUCUUUCAGUCUUUGUUUUGGUCUUUCUUUCCAUCUGUCUUUCUCCCUUUUGGUCUUUCUUUCUCUCGCUCUUUCUUUCCAUUGGUCUUUCUUUCUAUCGGUCUUUCUUUCUUUCGGUCUUUCUUUCCAUCAGUCUUUCUUCCUUUGGGUCUUUCUUCCUUUGGGACUUUCUUUCCAUCGGUCUUUCUUUCUUUUGGUCUUUCUUUCUAUCGGUCUUUCUUUCUUUCAGUCUUUGUUUUGGUCUUUCUUUCCAUCGGUCUUUCUUUCCAUCGGUCUUUCUUCCUUUUGGUCUUUCUUUCUCUCACUCUUUCUUUCCAUCGGUCUUUCUUUCAGUCUUUCUUUCUAUCGGUCUUUCUUCUUAUCGGUCUUUCUUUUCAUCGGUCUUUUUUCUUUCUUUCUUUCAGUUUUUCUUUCCAUCACUCUUUCUUUCUUUCAGUCUUUCUUUUGGUCUUUCUUUCCAUUAGUCUUUCUUUCUUUAGGUCUUACUUUCUAUCGCUCUUUCUUCUUUCGGUCUUUCUUUCUUUUAGUCUUUCUUUCUUUCGGUCUUUCUAAUGCUCUUUGUUCUUUCUUUCUUUUGUACUUAUUUUCUAUCACACUUUCUUUGUUUCAGACUUUCUUUUGGUCUUUUUUUCAAUCAAUCUUUCUUUCGCUCUUUUUUUCUAUCACUCUUUCUUUCUUUCAGUCUUUCUUUCUUUCAGUCUUUCUUUCAGUCUUUCUUUCCAUUGGUCUUUCUCUCUAUCGCUCUUUCUUUCUUUCGGUCUUUCUUUCUAUUGGUCUUUUUUCUUUCUUUCUUUUGAUCUUUCUUUCUAUCACUCUUUCUUUCUUUCGGUCUUUCUUUCUUUCAGUCUUUCUUUCGGUCUUUCUUUCCAUCAGUCUUUCUUUCACUCGGUCUUUCUUUCUAUCGGUCUUUCUUUCUAUCAGUCUUUUUUCUUUCUUUCUUUCGGUCUUUCUUUCUAUCACUCUUUCUUUCUUUCAGUAUUUCUUUCUUUCAGUCUUUCUUUCGGUCUUUCUUUCCAUCAGUCUUUCUUUCACUCGGUCUUUCUUUAUAUCGGUCUUUCUUUCUAUCAGUCUUUUUUCUUUCUUUCUUUCGGUCUUUCUUUCUAUCACUCUUUCUUUCUUUCGGUCUUCUUUUAUUUCAGCCUUUCUUUCGGUCUUUUUUUCCAUUGGUCUUUCUUUUUUUCAGUCUUCUUUCUUAUCGCUCUUUCUUUCUUUUGGUCUUUCUUUCUAUCACUCUUUCUUUCGGUCUUUCUUUGCAUCGAUCUUUCUUUCUUUCGUUCUUUCUUUCAGUCUUUCUUUCUUUCACUCUUUCUUUCACUCUUUCUUUCCAUCGGGCUUUCUUUCUAUUGCUCUUUCUUUCUUUCGGUCUUUCUUUCCAUUGAUCUUUAUCUUUCUUUCUUUCAGUCUUUCUUUCUAUCUCUCUUUUUUCUUUCUUUCUGUCUUUCUUUCUAUCUCUCUUUUUUCUUUCUUUCUGUCUUUCUUUGUAUCACUCUUUCCUUCUUUCGGUCUUUCUUUCUUUCAGUCUUUGUUUCGGUCUUUCUUUCCAUUGGUCUUUCUUUCUUUCAGUCUUUCUUGCAGUCUUCCUUUAUAUAAUCCUUUCUUUCAUUCUUUAUUUCCUUUUUUUUUUUCCUUCUGUCUUUCUUUGUAUCGCUCUUUCUUUCUAUCGUUCUUUAUAUCUUUCGGUCUUUCUUUCCAUCGGUUUUUCUUUCUUUCUAUUGCUCUUUCUUUCUUUCAGUCUUUCUUUCUUUCAGUCUUUCUUUCCAACUGUCUUUCUUUCUUUCGGUCUUUCUUUUUAUCGCACUUUCUUUCUUUCGGUCUUUCUUUCUUUCAGUCUUUCUUUCCAACUGUCUUUCUUUCUUUCGGUCUUUCUUUUUAUUGCACUUUCUUUCUUUCGGUCUUUCUUUCUUUCGGUCUUUCUUUUUAUCGCACUUUCUUUCUUUCGGUCUUUCUUUCUUUCAGUCUUUCUUUCUUUUGGUCUUUCUUUCUUUCGGUCUUUCUUUCUUUCGGUCUUUCUUUUGUUCUUUCUUUCCAUUGGUCUUUCUUUCUUUCGGACUUUCUUUCCAUCGGUCUUUCUUUCAGACUUUCUUUCUAUUGGUCUUUUCUCUUUCUUUCUUUCAGUCUUUAUUUCUAUCGCUCUUUCUUUCUUUCUUUCUUUCUUUCUUUCUUUCUACAAUUAAUGUAUUUCUUCUGCUGUUUUUCUUUCUUCCUUUGGCUUUAUACAUUUUCAUUUUCCUCUCACUUCUUCAAUUUUCUUUAUUCUAUUUAUAUCUAUCUAUCUAGUGAUCUAUGUAUGUAUGUAUGUAUGUAUGUAUGUAUGUAUCUAUCUAUCUAUCUAUCUAUCUAUCCCAGUCUAUUGGUAUCUAUCUAUCUAUCUAUCUUCUAUUUAUAUCUAUCUAUCUAUCUAUCUAUCUAUCUAUCUAUCUAUCUUUUAAGAAAACGAUUUUAUCUUAAAUCUGUUCAUAUCUAUCUAUCUAUCUAUCUAUCUAUCUAUCUAUCUAUCACUGUCUGUUCAUAUCUAUCAACCACAGUCUGUUCGUAUCUAUCUAUCUAUCUAUUACAGUCUGUUCACAUCUAUCACAGUCUGUUCAUUAUCACAAUCUAUCUAUCUAUCUAUCUAUCUAUCUAUCUAUCUAUCUAUCUAUCUAUCUAUCUAUCUAUCUAUCACAUCUAUCUAUCUAUCUAUCUAUCUAUCUAUCUAUCUAUCUAUCUAUCUAUCUAUCUAUCACAGUAUCUUCGUAUCUAUCUAUCUAUCUAUCUAUCAAAUCUGUCCCAUCUAUCUAUCUUAAUCUGUUCAUAUCUAUCUAUCUAUCUAUCUAUCUAUCUAUCUAUCUAUCUAUCUAUCUAUCUAUCUAUCACAGUCUGUCCACAUCUAUCUACUAUGUAUCAGAUUCUGUUCACAUCUAUCUAUCACAGUCUGUUCAUAUCUAUCUAUCUAUCUAUCUAUCUAUCUAUCACAGUCUGUCCAUAUCUAUCUAUCUAUCUAUCUAUCUAUCUCUAUCUAUCUAUCUAUCUAUCUAUCACAGUAUCUUCGUAUCUAUCUAUCUAUCUAUCUAUCAAAUCUGUCCCACAUCUAUCAUAUCUUAAUCUGUUCAUAUCUAUCUAUCUAUCUAUCUAUCUAUCUAUCUAUCUAUCACAGUCUGUCCACAUCUAUCUACUAUGUAUCAGAUUCUGUUCACAUCUAUCUAUCACAGUCUGUUCAUAUCUAUCUAUCUAUCUAUCUAUCUAUCUAUCUAUCUAUCUAUCUAUCUAUCUAUCUAUCACAGUCUGUCCAUAUCUAUCUAUCUAUCUAUCUAUCUAUCUAUCUAUCUAUCUAUCUAUCUAUCUAUCUAUCACAAUUCUAAACAGCAUCGUUUUUACCUUCUGUUCAAUCUGUGCUAUCUAUCUAUCUAUCUAUCUAUCUAUCUAUCUAUCUAUCUAUCUAUCUAUCUCAGUUUGUUCAGUAUCUAUCUAUCUAUCUCAGUUUGUUCAGUAUCUAUCUAUCUAUCUAUCUAUCUAUCUAUCUAUCUAUCUAUCUAUCUAUCUAUCCCAGUUUGUUCAGUAUCUAUCUAUCUAUCUAUCUAUCUAUCUAUCUAUCUAUCUAUCUAUCUAUCUAUCUAUCUGUUGUGGAUUUAGUAUCUAUCUAUCUAUCUAUUUUUACAUUGUUAAGAGCGAAGUUUCACCUGCAUUUCAAAGUUUUUGGGAAUACCACAUAACUCGAUUUACAUCUAUCUAUCUAUCUAUCUAUCUAUCUAUCUAUCUAUCUAUCUAUCUAUCUAUCUCAGUUUGUUCAGUAUCUAUCUAUCUAUCUAUCUAUCUAUCUAUCUAUCUAUCUAUCUAUCUAUCUGGGUCUGUUCAUUAUCUAUCUAUCUAUCUAUCUAUCUAUCUAUCUAUCUAUCUAUCUGUUAUGGUCCGGUUCCUUGUACCACGUGUAUUAUCUAUCUAUCUAUCUAUCUAUUUUUACAUUGUUAAGAGCGAAGUUUCACCUGGUGUCAAAUAG
Acanthosepion pharaonis is the source of this 6024-nucleotide messenger RNA. NCBI's taxonomy places the organism in Eukaryota, Metazoa, Mollusca, Cephalopoda, Sepiida, Sepiidae. The record is from the annotation of a GenBank genome assembly.